Molecule: messenger RNA, 1743 nt
Organism: Galeopterus variegatus (Sunda flying lemur)
Lineage: Eukaryota; Metazoa; Chordata; Mammalia; Dermoptera; Cynocephalidae
Biological process (GO): proteolysis
Molecular function (GO): aspartic-type endopeptidase activity; nucleic acid binding; RNA-DNA hybrid ribonuclease activity
Source: RefSeq, a predicted model, not a curated record
AUGAGCCUUCCCAACAAGCAGCCUGCCCGUCAGCUCCGCCAGAGGACCCCCAAGGAGGAAGGGAGGGACCUGCGCAGGGGACGCAUAGUAGGCGAGCAGCCCUUCCGGAGGCUGUUCCCACCCUCCCUCUGCGGGCUUAUGGCCCUCCUGAUGAAGAGGGCAACCAGCCCUUACAUUAGGGAGACUGGAGAACCUAGUAAGACAGUACCAGGCAGCAAGAAGAAGCCCCUCCUCCCCAAACCCAGGGUAACCCUUAGAGUGGAGGGGAAGCCCACCCAGUUCUUGGUGGACACUGGGGCUCAGCAUUCAGUGUUACUGCAAACAGAUGGACCCCUCUUAAAUAAAAAAUUGUGGGUGCAAGGGGCUACAGGGAACAGACAGUACCCAUGGACUACCCGAAGAACGGUGGACCUAGGCAUGAGCCGGGUAUCCCACUCGUUCAUUGUCAUUCCUGAGUGCCCCUACCCACUACUGGGAAGAGACCUCCUCACCAAAAUGGGUGCUCAAAUUCAUUUUGACCCCGAGGGACCGCAGUUGUUAAAUCGACAAGGAAAGCCUCUCCAGGUACUAACUCUCAGGCUGGAAGAUGAAUACCAAUUGUUUAAAAAACAAGGGCUGGAGACCGGACAGAUGGAUUGGUGGUUAGAAAACUAUCCCCAGGCGUGGGCAGAAACUGCAGGGAUAGGGAAGGCUAAAAACCGGCCCCCCAUCCACAUAGAGCUGAAGGCUCAGGCCAGUCCUAUAGCUGACCGACAGUACCCAGUGUCCCGAGAGGCACAUGAAGGCAUCCAACCCCACAUUGCCCAUUUGCCCCAGCUGGGGAUCCUACAGAAGUGCCAAUCAGCCUGGAACACACCCUUGCUACCGGUCCGAAAACCUGGGACUAAUGACUACCGACCGGUCCAAGACCUCCGAGAGGUAAACAAGCGGGUGGCCAACCUCCACUCCACAACUCCUAACCCCUAUAAUCUUGUAAGCUCUCUACCCCCAGACAGGACCUGGUACUUGGUACUGGAUCUCAAAGAUGCAUUCUUCUGUUUACCGCUGGCUGUAAAAAGUCAAGAUUACUUUGCCUUCAAAUGGAAAGAUCCAGAGACUGGCCUAGCAGGGCAACUCACUUGGACCCGCCUGCCUCAAGGAUUCAAAAACUCGCCCACCAUCUUUGACGAGGCUCUGCACCAGGACUUGGCUGUGUUCCAGGCCUCUAACCCCCAGGUAACUCUGUUGCAGUAUGUAGAUGAUCUCCUCCUGGCAGCGGCCGACGAGGAACUGUGUCUGGAAGGAACAAAGCAUCUCCUGACAGAGCUGGGAGAACUGGGCUAUCAAGCCUCCACCAAAAAGGCCCAGAUCUGCAAGCGACAGCCCCGCGACCGCUGGCUCACAAAUGCUCGCAUGACUCACUAUCAGACUCUGUUACUGAACUCAGACUGGGUUACUUUCGCUCCCCCGGCGAGCUUAAAUCCAGCCACGUUGCUCCCAGACCCUGACCUUGAUCCUCCUAUCCAUGACUGCCAACAAGUGCUUGCUGAGGCACAUGGAUGGCGGAAAGACUUGUCAGAUCAGCCUCUGACGAACGCCAAAGCCACCUGGUACACUGACAGCAGCAGUUUUCUGGAGGAAGGAGUACGGAAGGCAGGAGCCGCUAUAGUAGACGGCCAGAACCUGACAUGGGCACAGGCCUUACCUGCAGGAACGUCCUCCCAGAAGGCAGAACUCAUCGCCCUCACAAAGCCCUUGAACUAG